Bicyclus anynana (squinting bush brown) is the source of this 3875-nucleotide messenger RNA. RefSeq lists its product as uncharacterized. The record is from RefSeq and is a predicted model, not a curated record. The coding region runs from base 324 to 881 and encodes 185 amino acids. The transcript has 4 exons. NCBI's taxonomy places the organism in Eukaryota, Metazoa, Arthropoda, Insecta, Lepidoptera, Nymphalidae.
AUUUUCGAAUUCGAUUCGAUUUAGAUACUCGAGUCUAGUUUUUCGACGCACUUCCACUUUUGUAGCGUCACUUUACUCGGCGUGUAUUGUAUUCAAUUUCUUUGUUUUGCAUAACUAUUGCGUUAAUUAUACGUUUCAAAUAAUAGUUAUCGUUAACAAGUUAAUGUAAGCAAGCACAAGGUUAAAUUUAUUAUUGUUUUAUAUCAAUUUAAUUGAUAUAUAAGUUCAAUGAUAUGAAUCUUUGAUGGUGAAGUGAAUGCGCCUAAAUAACAAGUGGUGGAAUUAUUGAAAUAGUGGAACAUUUGUUAUUAAGUUGAGUCAAAAUGCCGACCAGUGCCGUGUACCAGCCUACUACGGUGACCUAUGAGCAGCAGCCGAAUGACCAGCGUUGGAACUGCCCGAUCAGCUACUUCUCGCGAAGAGUGACAAGUAGUUUGAAUCGCGCAGUCUGCAUACGACUUGGGCUUUGCCUUUUGGGCAGCACUCUCUUUAUCGUGGGUCUGGCGUGUAUAAUAGCGGGCGGCGUGCAGUACUCCAACUGGUCAGCGUCGCCCACGCCGACGCCGGAGAGCGAGAGUGGUUUGUCGACGCUCAUCAUUGGCGGAGUGCUGCUUUGCGUCGGACUACUGUUUGCAGCAAUGAGCAUUUGGGCGUGGUCAGCUCGCUGGGGCGGCGGGAACGAGACUCCAGCCAGCGGGGCCGCCGCCCUCACCGCGCUCAACCCGUCCACCGACCCGCUGGUGGCCGCCCAGUACGCGCCCGUGAGGGACGCGCCGCCCGCGCCCGACGACGAGAUGCGCAACCUCAUGGACAACAAGGAAUGCUUGAGCAGCGCAGAAGAGAGCGACAAGAUGUUAGAUGGGCGGCCGUCUGUUGCGUAAACAAUAAAGAAAUGGAAUCGACGCAAUUUGUUGCGAACAGGCGAGUCCUGAUUAAAUAUGUCCACCUACUAUGAAAAUAUUUUAUUUUCCACGAACCGUACCAAGCUCGUACGUAAAUAUCUGUGUAAGUGAAGAAUUUAUUUUUAUGACUAACGUCUUUUUGAGAAGGACCCGUUUUGUAAACAGUAAGGUUUCUUGUAGAUGACGCCGGAGUUAAUUUAUAUUGUAGACGAACAAAAACCGCAUAAUAGCCAACGGCGGCAUUUUGUAAACACAAAAUGGCGGCCAACGCCGCCAUUUUGUGUUUACUACACGAACACGUCUUGGUUAGUUUUACGGCUUAGCACAAGGUUUCAUUCGGAAAUACUCGAUAUUUCUUUCUUCCUCCUUAGACCUUUAUAAUUUACACGAUUUUCGCUGAACGCUAAAUACUGGUUGUUAUUUCUUUUGACACUGUUCGUAAAUUCUUUAUUAUUUAACGUAGACAACGUAAUGUUGUCUAGACAGUUCCUUGUAUUAAAUUUACUCGUUAUAAAAUCACAAAUCCGACGCUGGGGAAGUGCGGUUUGUGUGCGGUUUUGAUUACGAACUUGCGGCUCAGCGUCGGUGCGGCUCCUGGCGUCAUGUGUAGGAAGCCUUACCUGUUGUUUGCUGUAGGCAUAAAUGUAACGGAUCAUACCGUUUUGUAGGUUAUUAUUUGGUGUUGCAUUUCACGGUACAAAAUGUUAAAAACAGUUUAUUUUUUUUCGUUUUUUGUGAUGUUUUUGACUAUUUUUAGUCAACUCUUGUGAAGAUUGGAUUUUUUUUCAUUUUGCACUCUAAAUACACUGAAAAUUGUAUUCAAGCCUUACGUAUAGACCUACUUUGAAGAAAAGCCAUGUCUGUUUUAGUUUGAGAAUUUUUCAUUAAACAUUUAUCUAAAGUGUUCUAAUAUAGUUCAACCCAAUCGUAGUCCUAUCAAUGUCAAAUAUAUUUUCUUGGUGUUAUACAAACGCUGUUUAUUAAAAUAAAUAAAAAUAUAUAGAUUUUGAUAGUUAUUAAUCGUAAUUUACAAGACAUGUGGCCAAAUUAUCGUCCAGAUUUUAAAAUUUAGAUAUAAUGUCCAUAUGUGUGUAAACAAUUUCUCUGUAAGAUAUUUAAUUCAUAUAAGUACUUAACAUUAUGUAUGCAGACAACCAUGUUCUAAUGUAAAACCUGAACUAUCUUUAAUCUUUAUUAUCAAGCCUAAAUGCUUUCUUAUAUAAUUCUUUCUAUAAAGAUAAUAAUUGUUGUAUUCAUGUAAUUGUAAAAUUAGCUGUUUUACGUACACUUUCUUAAUUAUCUGUUUUUUUAAUCCCCAACAUAAGUAAUAAGUUUCUCGUGUGUUUGUCUUUGACAUCGUAGCUUCUAAAGGAAUGAGCCGUACAGUGCGUUUUUUUUUGUUCGAUAACUGACGUGAUAUGGAAAUUUUUUGAAUAAUUAUUAUUAAAUAAUUAAUAAUAUACCUAGGCACGUCAAAAUUUUGAUACUUUCACUGUCGUAAAAAUAUUCGUUUCUAUUUACACAAAAAACAUGCAAAUUUUUGUUUUUUUUUUCAUAAUCUAAUAACUUCAUAUUUUGAGUUUGCGACAAACGCAAACAUUGAUAAUCCCACUUCUGAUUAGUAUUAGUAUUAGGAUCUACUUUUCUUAGGUAAUGAAUGUUAAGUUCAUUUUGUGUUUGAGACCGUCCUUAUUAGUUUUAAGAAUAGAUGUUACGUGCAAGAACGGUGAUGCAUUUUGAUGCCGGAAUUUUAUCUUUACUAUCUUAUAUUAGGUUAUACAACCUGAGAUAAUAUUUAUUUAACUACCAUACAUUAUACCUGCUAUUAUCGUCAAUCUAUGCCAGUGGAUAUGACCCCUGCCUUUCGAAGGCGUAGAUUCGAACCGGGGCAUGCAUCUCCAACGCAUUUUAAGUAAUUAAAAAUCAUGUGUUUCAUAAUGGCGAAGACAAAACAUCGGGAGGAAACUUAUAUAACUGCGAAUUUUCUUAAUUCUCUAUUCUAAAGUGUAAAGUCUAUCAAACCCCUCUCAUUCUGAGAGGAGACUCAUGCUCAUAAGUAAGCUAAAUGUGGGUUGUUAAUGUGACUUUAUAACUGCUAUUAAUAUAACAUAUCAGCAGAAGGAUGUCCACUGUUGGACAUAGGCCUUUUAUGGGGUCUUUUGCUUUGUAACCAGAAACUCAAAUCAAUAUGUUGUUAAAGGGGGUCUACCGAGUACCAACACUGCACUUUCUGGUGCAGGGUCCGCCAUUCCAAGACCCAUCGGGUUUUUUAAACUGUAUCCUCAUCUUAAUAUAUAAAUGCGAAAGGUCGAAAACCGCUUGAAAGGAAAGCUGACAUUUUGCAGGGAGGUAGUUUAUAGUUAUCCAUUAAGAACGGAUUUUGCGAAAGGGCCGGAUUAAAGAGGUCUAAGGGCGGACGAAGUUAUACCGAUAUCAAAAUGCAUCAGCGACGUGUGGGUCCCACAGACCUGUCAGUCCUAUAAAAUUUAGUUUAAUCUAUAUGGCGUUAAAGAUGGACUGUAUAGCAUUUAAUUUAAUGUAUAUUGUAGGCUCAUGGUCGAUAUUAAAAUGUAUUGUAAGCUCUCUUUUAUUAAAAAAAUAUAAUUCAAACAACUAAUAACAUUUUGCAGAAAACAUCACAAUAGUGUACUUGAAAUAUAUUUUAAUUAAAACAUUAUAACAAUACAUAAUAUAAUGUAUAUAUAAACGCAGAGUUAGGCGAAACACAAUUUAGAUAUAAGUAAGCUAUAUUUUAUUAAUCGAGUUAAUAGAAUCUACUGAAUAUGUAGCAUUAUACAAUUUUAUUUAUAGUAUUAUUUUUUGUUUGUGGUGCAAAUGAGAUUUAUAUUGUGGUGUAUCGAAUGAUGUUAUGUUAUACUUAUUUUAGUACUUAAAGUACAUUAUUUUGUAAUAUUUAUGUGUAGGUACUUAAUAUAUCUUUAAUCUCCAUUUCAAUAAAUAUAUGAGAAUAGA